Mesoplodon densirostris (Blainville's beaked whale) is the source of this 2236-nucleotide messenger RNA. It is a transcript of the gene CAGE1, whose product is annotated as cancer antigen 1. NCBI's taxonomy places the organism in Eukaryota, Metazoa, Chordata, Mammalia, Artiodactyla, Ziphiidae. The record is from RefSeq and is a predicted model, not a curated record.
AUGGGGCUCCAAACCUACCACCCGAGCCACCCGGACAGGAAGCCCCGCCCAGAACGGAAUUCGUCUUCCCACCGGAAGCCCCGCCCCCGCGCCGGGCUGAGCGCCGGAAGCUCGCGUGCCGCAGGGCGCGAGAGGGACCCGAGGCUUCCCGGGGCUGCUGGACGUGGGGUCUCACACCGGGUAACCUCCCAACUCUGUGUAUGGAAACUUCGAGAGGGUCAGAGGGCGCGGGAGCGGGGCGGGCGCCGUUGCGGCCGCGAGGGGCGGGCCCGGCCGGGCCGACGUCACAGUGGGACGUUCCAGCGCUGCCGCAUCCCCAAUACGAGGUGUGAAGAGCCAUGCGUGGGCAAGGUUGAAAGCGUUCUUCCCCCUUCCUUGUUACCCAGUGCGGAGGGAGGGAGGCAGCCCGAAAUCCUUACUGUGGAGCCGAGCAACUAUGGACCCUGGAAACAAUUUGAACCCCUUUGCAAAUUUCAUCAGACAGAAGCAUUUAAUAAUGAAAUGGAAACAUUUCAAAAUCUGACAGAAGGCUUAUCUUAUACAGAGGAGCCAGAAUUGCAAUGUCAUGUAUUUAAUUAUGCAGAAGACACCAAUAUACAGGAAGAUUCAUUUAAGGAAGAAAAUCCAAAGGGAACUAGCACUUCCACAAAUAAAGAUCAACUUGUUCUUAAGUGUGUCAGACAACCUCCUAGAAGGCCACCUCUAAUCCACUGUAGUGGAGAGAUGCUGAAAUUCAUGGAAAUGUCACCGGCUAAUAGUACUGCCAUGGAAUCUGCCCUCAACCGUAGUCAACCUCAAGGCUUCUUGUGUGAGGAAAAUUUACCCAGUGAUGUUGAACAAGCACUUUAUAAGGAGAAUAGCUUUAACCUGCUUCAUCUGAGAGCUAAUUAUAAAACAGAGGAGAUUGCAGGUUCUUCAAAAGGAAUACAGAAUUCUACAGAUAUUCCUGAGAUGUCAGUCAGACACCAAAAGGAAGUCGCAGUGGAGGGGAGGGAGAGUCCAGAGAUUAUCUCAACUUGGUCUCCGACAGGCAUUUCUUGGAGUGGUGGAGCAUCUUGGGAGGACUGCAUGACACCCGACAGAGAGCAGAGCUUGGAAAGCGCACAACCUCUGGAAGAGGACAUGGCUUUAAACGAAGUCCUACGAAAAUUAAAACAUACUAACAAAGAACAGCAAACUCUGAUCCAAGACCUACAGCGUCGUAACAUGUAUUUAGAGAAGAAGAUUGAAGAACUGCAGGUGAAGACAACUAAACAGCACGUGUUUGUGGACAUGAUCAAUAAGCUAAAGGAGAAUGUUGAAGAAUUAAUUGAAGACAAAUACAGAGUAAUGCUAGAGAAGAAUGAUACACAGAAGACAUUGCAGGAUUUGCAUGAGAUUUUAGUUAACACCCAAAAACAUCUUCAGGAAUCCAGGAAUGAAAAGGAAACCUUACAGCUAGAGUUUAAGAAGAUCAAGGGCAAUUAUGUUAGUCUACAGGAAAGGUACAUGACUGAAAUGCAACAAAAAAAUAAAGCUGCAAAUCAGUGCAUGGAGAUGGACAGAGCCUUAAGCAAGAAAGAAGAGGUAGAGAGGCUGCAGCAACUCAAAGGAGAACUGGAAAAGGCCACCACUUCUGCUCUGGACUUGUUGAAAAAGGAAAAAGAGACCCGAGAACAAGAGUUCCUGUCUUUACAGGAGGAAUUUCAGAAACGUGAAAAGGAAAACCUGGGUGAAAGACAGAAACUGAAAUCUAGACUUGAGAAAUUGGUUACUCAAGUUCAAAAUUUGCAGCUCAUAUCCGACAACGAAAAGGCUAAGAAUACAGAACUCCAGCAGCAGAUCAACAAAGUAAAAAAUGAAAACUCAAAACUUCAGCAGCAGGUUGCAAGGAGUGAGGAGCAAAAUUAUGUCCCUCAAUGUGAGACAGCUCACCUCAAGGAGAACUUAGAGGAAGGAACAGAGCCAGAUACGGCAAAGGUAUUAUCACAAAUUCAGAAUCUCUAAUGCAGAAUUUCAGGAGUUUCUAGUAGUCUUCUGAUGCAUAUUUGGGCAUGGUCCAUACACAAAUUUGUUGGCAGAGAGUCAUUAACAAAAAAGAAAGGAAAAUGCACUACAGGUUUGGAGAAGUUUCUUUGGUUCUUGGGUACUCACAUUAAAGAACAGCCGUUCCUAGCCUCUUGUGAUUAUUUUGGUAGUGGUGAAAAUUAAUGUGGGAAUUUUGUGGGUUCCUAUGACCAAUCAUCCGGAGCAUCCU